Messenger RNA from Naegleria gruberi, 2838 nucleotides. RefSeq lists its product as uncharacterized. The coding region runs from base 1 to 2736 and encodes 911 amino acids. The record is from RefSeq and is a predicted model, not a curated record. The transcript has a single exon. NCBI's taxonomy places the organism in Eukaryota, Heterolobosea, Eutetramitea, Acrasida, Naegleriidae.
AUGAAAAGAACAAGGGACGAAUUUACCAACUCAUCGUCGGACGAUGAAGACACUUCUCAGCAUGAAGAUGAUUCACCACCGACAAAGAAAGAGAAGGAAACUCCAAAAUAUCGUCCUCCAAUUGGUGCACUCUUGGUUGCAGGUUACGGAGCAUGUGAGGACGAAUUUACAAUUUUCACACUCGAUCAAGCAGAUGAUUUGGAGAAUACUAGAGGCAGAUUCCCAUAUAGAGAUUAUAGAGAUGCUUAUGAAAGAAAGAAGGAGAGAAACAUUCGGUCAUGGACCGAUAAUUAUGUGAAGAAUGAUGACGAUCGUGAUCGUGAUGAAUUGUCCUAUUUACAAAUUCCUAGUCAAAAUCUUAUCAAGCAAAUUCCGUGUGAAAUUCUACUCGAUUGCAUGUUUUAUAUGGACAAGUAUGCAUUGUUUAAUUUUAUUCAAACAUGCAGUUUAGUUUAUGAAUUGUUUGAUGAGGUUUAUGGAGAAAGUAUUGAACGGCUACGUCUUGAUAUUCUCAAUAAGAAGAGGAGUGCUGGGAAUUUGAAUAGGUUGGUGGAUUUAUUCUCCAAUUCAUCAAGUUGGAAUGAGAGUUUAGUUCAAGAUUCGAAUAAGAAAGUAAUGAUGACCUAUGAUCAAUAUUUUAGAAUGAAGAGUUCAAGCAAGUGGCCAACUAGUUAUUUUCACGAUCAUUUGAAGUUUAGAACAUUUAAGAAGGAUGAUCCAAUGAUUGACCUAAUCAACAAUCAGGCACUUACAGAUUCUCUCAAAUUUCAGGAAAUGAGCUUUGAAGAGUAUAUCGAUUUACAAAAAGAUAGCACACCAAUAUUACCGUAUGGAUUACUCACUCAACCAGACACAUACUAUCUAACUUUUGACAAUUUUGUAAAGAGAAGAUGUUCAUUACUAAAUUUUGAGCAAUUUGCAUUGGAAGGUGAUGAUAGGUAUAAAUCAUACAUUGAUGGUUUAUUGAAGGUGGAAACUGUCAUCCUUCCUCAUACGUAUUCAGAUCUUGAGGAAGUGAAUGGUUCCUUGUCAGGUUACUCCUGGUAUCCAUACUUCACAAAGUAUCAAGAUUAUCAUUUUUAUAUGGACAGUAUUUCAGAAAAAAAAGAUCUUCCAAAACGUUAUGAAAAAAUUGUCAGAUUCUUUAAGAAUCCUUAUGAAAUGACAUUUUCAGAUUUUCAAGACAGAUUCAAGAAUGAAAUUUUGAGAGAUUAUGAAUUAGCAAGAAUCUUAUUUUAUGAUUGUGCAUUUGAACAUAACAAAACAACCAAGACAAAGGAACGUUUUGUUAUAUCAGGAGGAUCCCUUCUUCACACCUUGACUGGUUGUGGUUUCAGUGAUUUUGAUUUAUUCAUCAUUAAUAAUGGAGAAUCAGACGAAAUUAUCACUCAAGCAAUCAAACAAGUUUUAUUGAAAUUGGAAGGAAAAACUAAACAUUUGAAUUACAAUAUUAUGAGUUCCAAAGCUACAAUUAAUAUUUGUCAAGAAGGGAAUGAAAACAUUCAGAUAGUAUUAUUGAAAUAUGAUACCAUUGAGGAAUUGCUCUUAUUUUUUGAUUUGGAUUGUUGUAAACUGGUCUAUGAUGGAGAGAGAGUAUUAACAGUUUUAGAAUGUUUACGAUCCCUCAAGUACAAGAUUAAUUUUAUCCACAGAGAAUCAGGAGGAAAAAGUGAAGUCCACCAUGAAAGAGCUUUAAAAUAUGGAAAUAGAGGUUUCUUAACAAUUGUUGCUGAUUCCUUUCAUCCUCUUUCUCAUGUAAUGCAUUGUGAUUUUAUUGUAGAAAGAAUUCGAAAGAUACUCAUUGAAAAGUAUGCCAAACAAAUGCAAAGUGAGGGAAUUAACACUCGAUACAAUAAUCCAAUGGUUGAUUUGUUUAUUGGUAGAAACAAAACAACUUCAGAAAUUGCUACAGUAGACUUGGACGAAUCUAAUUUGCUCUAUCCUGUCGUUUUGAAGAAUAUUUCAUUUAAAUUCGUGGAACAAUGCUUGACAAAUGGACUUCUCUUUGCCGUCAGAGAAAUGGAAAGCGAAGUUGAGGCUGAGAAAGAAAUGCUGAAACGUUUGAAACUGGACGAAUAUGAAUUUGCGAAAAAUCCAUCAGAUCUAUUUCAAAUUCUUCCAGAAAAUCAAAAUCUUGUGAAAGCCAAAUAUUCCUAUAGUCAUUUAGUUUGCAAGUUUUCCAUUGUUCAUUGUCAAAACUGUUCUAUUUACUUUUAUUGCCCAUUUGCUUCAUCUGUGUUAAGGGAACAACGAAAAAAGGAUAGUUGUAAUGGACAUUUGAUACCAUUUUUGGAAAAUCAAGUUACAAAAGAAAAUUACGAUCCGAAAAUUAACACACUUUGUCAAUCUUGCUUGAAUCAAUUGAAUUGUUUGGAGAAAUAUGAUGAUUUCAUUUUAUAUAAGGAAUAUAGAAAUACAAGAUUUGUGGAAAAUCAAAUAGAGACUAAAAUAAUUCAAACUAUUUACAAAAUUGAAAAGAUUGAAAACCUUAAAGGAGUAUCACAGGAUAGAAUACUUCAUCUUUUAUCAAAAACCUUUUCACUACCUGAUUUGGAAUAUACUUUGAAAAUUUUGAAAUUUAAAGAGCUUGUAAUAAGCAGCCAAGAGGAAGACGAAAUCAAGUUAACACUUCGCUCUUUAUUACCAAUCUGGUCAUAUAGCAACAAGAUUGUGGUUCCAAUCCCAAUAUCUGAAAAGAAACAAAAGGUUAUUCUUGAUUUCUUCAAGAAAAAGUGAAAAUCCUUAAUACAUUGAAAUAUGGUAAUGUACAAAGCAGUGUGUAUUAAAGGAAGUGAAAUGUUAUGGAGAGAUGCCAUAAAUAACAAGGUUCAAGAUUUU